Staurois parvus is the source of this 2163-nucleotide messenger RNA. The record is from the annotation of a GenBank genome assembly. NCBI's taxonomy places the organism in Eukaryota, Metazoa, Chordata, Amphibia, Anura, Ranidae.
AUGUUUCACAUUCUAUUUUCAAAACCAGCAACACAUUCCAGACUGCUUAAAUUAUGGUUUUCCACCCUCCGUUCCCUUGUAGGAGAAAAGAAUCUUAUCUUGAUGGGUCCUCCAGGGUCCGGGAAGACCUCAGUUGGUAGAAUUCUUGGCCACAAGCUAGGUUGUCCUGUUAUAGACGUGGAUGACGAUGUCCUUGAAAAAGACUGGAAAAUGAGUGUGUCCAAUAAAUUGCAGGAAGUUGGCGAUGAGCAGUUUUUAGAAGAGGAAGGAAAAGCCCUUUUAAAGUUUUCAGCAUCUGGAAGUGUGAUUUCCCUUACGGGCUCCAACCCUCUUCACACUAGCAGCAUGGAACACACAAAGAAAAAUGGCUUAGUUGUUUACCUUGAUGUCAAUACGCAGGAUAUAAUUGAGAGGCUGGAAGGAAUGAAAGUGGAUCGUAUUGUUGGGCAAAGGUCUGGAGCUUCAAUUGGCGACAUACUUCAAAAAAGGAACUGUUUUUAUAAAAAGUGGCAUGAUGUGCGUGUACUCUGCCAGAAGGGAGAUACUGUAGAGGCUUUGGCUGAAAAAGUAAUUGAUGCAGUAAAAAAAUAUCAGAAUGUAGACUCUGAUACUUUUGUUUCUACUAGAUCACAAAGUUGUGAAGCUGAAAUAAGCCAAGACAAAGCAAAAUUCUUUAGUGACGUUGUCAUUGAGGGUUUAGCUGCUGAUGGUGGACUCUACAUUCCCAAAAAUGGUCUGCCAAAGCUUACUGCUGGUGAGUGGGGAAGAUUGGUUAAGUCAACUUAUGCUGAAAGGGCACAGAUAAUACUGGAAAGAUGCAUCCACCCAGCUGAUGUCCCAGCUGUUGUUUUAGGAGAAAUCAUUGAAAAGGCAUACAGUGAAAACUUUACAUGUAGCAAAAUUGCUCCCAUCAGGCAUUUGUCUGGCAAUCAAUUCAUUCUUGAACUCUUUCAUGGACCAACUGCUUCUUUCAAAGACUUGGCCUUGCAGUUUAUGCCUCAUGUGUUUGCUUAUUGUGUCCCCAAAACAUGUAACUAUCUAGUCCUUGUGGCUACUUCUGGAGACACAGGUAGUGCUGUUCUGGACGGGUUUAGCCGCCUCAGUGACCUUGACAGGCGAAGGAUGGCUGUCUUCUGUCUCUACCCCGAAAAUGGAAUAAGCCUGGUGCAAAAAUCACAGAUUAUUGCUUGUCAAGGGGAUAACGGGUUGGCACUUGGAGUAAAUUCUGAUUUUGAUUUCUGUCAGAGUGCAAUAAAAGGAAUGUGCACCAAUCCUGAUUACUCUGGCUUUCUUACAGCUGAAUACGGAACUACUCUGAGUACUGCCAAUUCGAUCAACUGGGCCAGGCUGCUGCCGCAGGUUGUGUACCAUGCUUCUGCUUAUCUUGAUCUAGUCAGUCAGGGUAUUAUAACUUUUGGGAACCCAGUUGACGUAUGUAUUCCCACCGGUAACUUUGGCAACAUACUAGCUGCAGUUUACGCAAAACAGUUGGGAAUACCCAUUCGAAAGUUCAUCUGUGCCUCCAAUCAAAACCACGUUUUGACAGAUUUUAUUAAAACCGGACAUUAUGACCUCAGGGGUCGAACAUUACUGCCAUCCCAUUCACCAGCAAUUGAUAUUCUUAAAUCGUCGAACUUAGAGAGGUACUUGCAUCUUAUCUCUAACCAGGAUGGUGAGCUUGUUAAAAAACUUUACAGUCAGUUACAAAGUCAAGGUCAUUUUCAGCUGCCAGAAAAUGUAUUAAAAAUUCUCCAGAAUGACAUUAUUGGCAGCUGGUGCUCUGAGGCAGACUGCUUGUCCGCAAUCCACUCUGUACAUAGUACAAGUGGAUAUAUCAUGGACACACACACAGCAGUUGCCAAAGUUGUGGCCGACAGGGUGCAAGACCGUACUUGUCCAGUUAUCAUCUCAUGUACAGCUCAUUAUUCUAAGUUUGCACCUGUUAUUUUGCAAGCUUUGAGGAUUGAAGAAAUUAAGCAAAGCCCAUUAAGCCAGCUUCAUGUAUUAAAUUCCUUCCGUCCCUUGCCUCCUGCUCACAAGGCACUCUUAACAAUGCUUAAAGACAGGGAGUCUCAUAAGAGCUGUGUUUGUGAAGCUGAUUCAAACCAAAUAAUGGACCAUGUUCAAAAUUACCUUCAAAAACAAUUCUUGAAGGUUUACUAG